Messenger RNA from Cooperia oncophora, 504 nucleotides. NCBI's taxonomy places the organism in Eukaryota, Metazoa, Nematoda, Chromadorea, Rhabditida, Trichostrongylidae. The record is from the annotation of a GenBank genome assembly.
AUGUUACAGACGUCUGGAGAGUACAGUAUGAAGCUGAUCAUAAGUCCCGUUGAUGGUCUUCUUGUCGAAGGUUUCUCAGCGAUGAGUGUUCGCUGCGUGUACAGUACUCAAGACAUUACUCUCACACUUCCACCAGGACCAAACGGAAUUCCAGCCUUGCAAAUCAAUGGGCCUCAACACGACGAAGGCGUGAUCACUGGCAAUGGAGGCGCUCCAUUGCUUUCAAUGCAGAUCCUCGACGGUCACGGGAUUACCGGUACACCAUUGGCGAGGGCCAGCGUUGGACAACGGAUAACGCUCGAUCUAGCUCUGAAAAAUACUGCAAUUUACGACUUUUAUGUACAUUCAUGCUACGCUCACGACGGUACUAACACAGCGGAUGCAAGUAUCAACAUCAUUGACAAUAACGGAUGCGCUGUUCGGUUAAGCCGAGCUGUAGACGUUCCUGCGUUCACUACUGAACCAGUCAAUCAUGGUCCCAAGCAUGUCUACCUCCAUAUGUAA